Molecule: messenger RNA, 1584 nt
Organism: Penicillium canariense
Lineage: Eukaryota; Fungi; Ascomycota; Eurotiomycetes; Eurotiales; Aspergillaceae
Product: Cytochrome P450 61
Exons: 4
Coding region: 1-1584 (527 amino acids)
Biological process (GO): sterol metabolic process
Molecular function (GO): iron ion binding; oxidoreductase activity, acting on paired donors, with incorporation or reduction of molecular oxygen; heme binding
Source: RefSeq, a predicted model, not a curated record
AUGAGGGCUGACAGUUCCAAUACUUCUGGUCUGCAGUCCGCACUACAGCAGCCAUGGUCUUCCAGCACGUCCCAGUUUCAAUUGCAAAGAGCCAUACCUGAAUUUCUUGCGGGCCGAUCCACCUGGCAAUACAUACUAACAUUUCUGAUCGGAGUGAUCGUGUAUGACCAAGUGAUGUACAUGAAGCGAAAGGGCUCAAUUGCUGGACCUGUAUUCAAGAUACCGCUCAUGGGACCGUUUAUUCAAGCUCUCCACCCAAAGUUCGAAUCGUAUCUUGCACAGUGGGCGAGUGGUCCUCUCUCCUGUGUAUCAAUCUUUCACAAAUUUGUCGUUUUGGCCUCCGAUCGUGACAUAGCCCACAAGGUGUUCAAAUCCCCUGCGUAUGCCGAGCCAUGCCUAGUGCCCGUUGCAAAGGAUAUCUUGGGCCACAAGGCCUGGGUCUUCCUUCAAGGGAGAGCGCACGCCGAGUACCGCAGGGGAUUGACUCCGCUGUUUACCAACAAUGCCAUGGCCACAUAUUUCCCUGUCCAAGAACGGGUGUUCGCCGACUACUUUGACAAGUUCGUUACUGCUAGCAAGAAGAAUCAAGAGAGACCGAUGGCUUUCAUGGGCCUGUUCCGGGAGAUCAAUUGUGCGCUUUCAUGCCGCACUUUCUUUGGCGAUUACAUAUCGCAGGAUGCAGUCAAGAAAAUUGCCGAUGACUUCUAUCUUGCAACUGCUGCUCUUGAGCUGGUCAAUAUCCCAUUUUCGAUUCAUAUUCCAUUCACCAAGCCAUGGCUAGGGAAGAGGACUGCGCGGGCAAUUCAUGCUGAGUUUGCCAAUUGCGCGGCAGCAUCGAAAGCAAAUAUGGAGAAGGGCGAAACGCCUACUUGUAUUGUAGACAUGUGGGUGGUCCACAUGCUGGAGUCUGAGCGAUACCGCGAGAGGGUUGCGGCGGGUGAAACUGGCAUGGAAAAGCCGACUAAUAUGAUCCGCGACUUCACCAACAAAGAGAUCAGUGAGACACUGUUCACCUUUCUCUUUGCCUCUCAAGAUGCGUCCAGCAGUGCCACAACCUGGCUCUUUCAGAUCCUCGCCCAGCGGCCAGAUGUGCUUGCCCGCUUGCGCGAAGAGAACUUGGCUGCGCGAGGGGGUGAUAGGAACAGGCCUUUCGAUUUACCCAUGCUAGAGUCGCUCACCUACACCAACGCGGUCAUUAAAGAACUCCUCCGCCACCGACCACCUGUGAUUUUCGUUCCAUAUCUGGCAACACAAGACUUCCCUGUCACAUCCGACUACACUGUUCCUAAAGGUUCCAUGAUCAUCCCUUCAUGCUAUCCUGCUUUACACGAUCCAGAUGCGUAUCCGGACCCAAAUGUGUUCAAUCCGGACCGUUGGAUCUCCGGUGAUGCUGAGUCUAAGACCAAGAACUGGCUCGUUUUUGGAGCUGGGCCCCACGACUGUCUCGCACGAAGAUAUGUGCCACUGUCCAUGGCGGCAAUGAUUGGAAAAGCGGCGCUGCAGCUCGAUUGGACUCACCAUGCUACAGAGAGAUCGGAGGAGAUAAGGGACGGUUGCCAGCUGGUGUUCAAGAAACGUCUGUAG